ACAUUCACAUCGUGUCAUUAUCAUUUAUGUAACACAUUAGUGUUUGUGCAAAAAUUUUGUUUUAAUAUGUUUAUUGUCUACAAAACACUAUUUUGUAAUAAAAAAUAUUCUGAAAUGCCUCAAAUUUAAAGCUGUCCAAUUUCCCAGAACAUCUUUUAUGGGGUAUUUUAUGUAUUGAUAUUUUUAAUGCCGACGAUUUUACUUCAAAAUUAAUUAAAAAGCAUGUGUGACAAAACCAUUAAACUUAUGGGCUGACAAAAUUACGCAACCACGACCAAAACCGUAACAAAAUGGAUAAAACAAAUGUGAUGAAGUCGAAGUCAUCGAACAGCGCCAUCACGACGAAGUCCGACAAUCACAGCAGAGACAAGAAGAGUAGGAGCAAUGCGGAGUUUCAGCGGCAAGCGAUGAAGAAGCGAGGAGUGUACGUGGAGAAGAAGGCAACAAAUAUUAGUAUUCAACAGGGUAACACAGGUAAUCCACAAAACAAGUCGGUAUCCCACAGUCCGUCGCCGCCUUCGCCAGCGACAGUGCCCAAAGCCCCUCCGCGCCCCAAGCCUGGCCAGAAGAAGUUCUUAGCUUCAGUCCUGACCAUACUAUCCAAAUCUACAGCCGCCACGCAGUUCCCCGAAAACGUAGCUAAUGCACCCAAGGGCAAAACAAAACGUAAACUUGACGCCGGGCCGAAAAAAUACAGGUCCAAAGUACUCAAUGACGAAAUGAUAAAGAAUCUAGAUCCACAGAAAUCUCUAGUACUUCAAUACAAGAAUAUUCAUAACAACCCUGAGACUGUUUCCGACUCGGAUUCAAUUAAACAUCGCGAAGGACAUUCGCUUAACAAUGAAAGAGGCAAUAUGUUAAAAAGUGUGUCGGUAAUGUCCAGCGAAGCUAAAGGCAUCGUCAAGGAAGUACUGGAAGGUCUGCAAGUAAGGAACAAGGACGUGAGGAUACAAGAACCAGUAACUGAAGUCGAGAAGAUUAGCAAAGUUAAAAAAGAAAAGGGGGAAAACGAUGAACAACUUUAUAAAUUCUUUGUGGAUCUUCUUGAGACCACAUUUAGUGUUUACAAUGUGAAAGCUGAUUACGACGCGGCGCCCGAGAGCGGGUUUAGUUCCAAAGUCGCAUUCGAAAUUGACGAGGCUGUCGUUAAGAAGUUGGAUACAAGAAAAAAUAUCGAGGACGACGACGAUGCGCACAAGCAAUCAAAUUACUAUUAUGUCAAAGACUCUGAAGCUUUGUGUAGCGACAAAGCGCCCCCAGAUAUGUAUAAAAGAACGAAAGAGCCAAGAGAAAUUGUACAGAAAGAGGCGCGCCCGAAAAGAAUAAAGGCUCAGUCGUUUGUGUACAAUACGAAACCGAAAAAAGCAUUCGACGUGAACCUCGAGCCGAUGCGUUUUCCAAAGAAAAGGAUAUCAAAGAAAGCCAAGAAGAAGACUUUAAUAAACCUGUUCAAGGAACAACUGAAAAUGAGUUACAGCGAUUACGAAGAACCGCAGACACUGUUUGAUGCUCUGCAAGUAAUGGCCAGGAAUAAAAGGAAGAAUCAAAAAGCUAUUCGGUUUGAUGUACCGACUAAAGAAUGCGUUUUUAGAAGGCCAAAAAUUUUGUCAAUUAAAGAACCUAAGAAGGAUAAGAAAUGCGAUUAUGGUUUUAGGAAUGAUAAAGAAAAGAUGCGACCUAUUAAAUCUUUUAAUAGAUCUUUACCUAGACCAGUAGAAAAGGAGUCGUAUGAAACUUUGGAAGUAUACGGGUAUGAUUAUGAAGUGAAUAAUAAUCCGACUUACAGUGUUGAUAAGGACACCAUGUUGCAAACAUUCCCUUCUGUAGAUGACCUUGAUUUCGAGAGUUAUGAAACGUUUGACAAUUGCAUCAACACGGCGGACCAGGAGCAAAUGUUCACGCGAGGUAUGUGAUGAGGCGGAAAAAAAAUUGAAAAACAAAUGAUUAAAAAUUAUGUUUGAAAAAUGU
Plodia interpunctella (Indianmeal moth) is the source of this 1968-nucleotide messenger RNA. RefSeq lists its product as uncharacterized. The coding region runs from base 291 to 1913 and encodes 540 amino acids. The record is from RefSeq and is a predicted model, not a curated record. NCBI's taxonomy places the organism in Eukaryota, Metazoa, Arthropoda, Insecta, Lepidoptera, Pyralidae. The transcript is spliced from 4 exons.